AUGUAUAGUUCAAGCCCAAUAAUAUAUAAAAAGUUUAAGAUAUAUAAUAAUCGAGAUGUAAUAAUAAUAGUUGGAAUCAAUAAAAAAGAAGAUGCAUACAGUAUUUGUGAAUUAAAACGAGAUAAAAAAAUAGAAAUAAAAAAAUAUUAUGAAAUAUUUGGUAAAACAAAUUAUCGAAAUUUAAUAAAAAAAAAAAAAGGAGAAUAUUUAUGUAGAUGUGAAGGGAUAUUAGGAUGCAUACAAUUUCUAAAUUAUCCAUAUUUAUAUGUAGUUACAGAUAAAGAAAAAAUUGGGGUUUUAUUUAAUGAACAUGCCAUAUAUAGUGUAAAGAAUGUUCUAUUAAUACCUUUUAAAGAAACUGUAUUUGAAAAAACAAAUCAUGAAAAUAAUUUAGUACAAAUAUUUUACAAUUCAGCAAAUCAUAAGUAUUUAUAUUUUUCAUAUACAUAUAAUUUAGCUAAUAGUUUACAAAAUAAUUAUUUUAUACAAAAAGAAUAUUUGAAAGGAAAUAUAAUAUAUAAUAGAAAAUAUAAAAAUAAUUAUAUAUGGAAUUUUUACCAUUGUAAAUCAUUUUUAAAAAAAAAUAUUUUUAUUUGUCUUUUUGUAAUAAAUGGUUAUUUAAUUCAAUCUAAAAUACAAUUUUCAGGAAAAUAUGUUGACAUCACAUUUGUGGCUAGGCGUAGUUAUAAAUAUGCUGGAACACGUUAUAGAAAACGUGGAAUAAAUUAUAAUGGAUUUUCCGCUAAUGAAGUAGAAUCUGAAAUUAUUUUACAUGAAAAAAAUAAUAUAUCGAAUGGUAUAUUAUCUUAUGUACAUUUAAGAGGAUCUGUACCAAUAUUAUGGAAUCAAUCUAUAAAUUAUAAAUUGUUAAAAAAACCAAAAAUUAAAUGUUUAAAAACAGAUAUAAAUUUUAUAUGUACAAAGAAACAUUUUAGUUAUUUAUUUAAAAAAUAUGGUUAUCCAAUUACAGUUGUUAAUUUAUUAAGCAAAAAUAAAUAUAGUGAUGAAAAUUUAUUAUCUAAUACAUAUAAAACAUGUAUUAAUGCAAUUAAUAAAUAUAUCCCGUCAACUAUUCGAAUUUUAUACAAACAUAUAGAUUUAAGAAAAUCAUAUAAAAUAGGAACAAAGUUUGCUCAAUAUAAUUUAAAACUUUUAUUUAAAUUUUCUUUAAAUAAUAUAGGUUUUUUUUUUACACACAAUAAUCAAGUUUUGUCAAUGCAAAGAGGUGUACUUCGUUUUAAUUGUGUGGACUGUAUAGACAGAACCAAUGCUGCUCAAAUUUUUAUAAAUAUAUAUAUGUUCAUAAAAUUUAUUACAUUAAUAAAUGUGUUAAAAAAAUCUGAUUUAUUUAUAUCUGAUUUAAAACAACUUUUUCAAAUGUGUGAACAAUUAGGAGAUGCUGUAGCAAAACAAUAUGCAGGUUCUAUGGCUCAUAAAAAAUACACUUCUGAACAAUAUACAAAUUUUUUUAUACAAACAAAAGAGUUAUUUACAUCAAUUAAAAGAUAUUAUAUCAGCUCUUUUAACGAUUUAGAAAAACAAAAUUCAAUAAAUUUAUAUUUAGGUGUUAUUAAAUCUAAGCUUAAUGAAAUAUCAAAUGCACAUUACCUCGAUACUUAUAUCCAUAAUUCCUUUUUCAAAGAUUUUGGAAAUGAUAAAUAUUGGUGGGUUCUACCUCUAGAGCACUUUUAUUAUAAAGUAGAAUCACUACUUGAUGGACCAUUCGAUAGAUGUGAAAAAUGGAACAAAAAAAAAAAAAAAAAAUUAUGUAGACAUAAAAAAAAAACAAAAUUAUAUAUAUCAAAAUUAUCUUUGCAUUUAAAAGGAUAUACAAAAAUUGUAAAAAAUAUAAACGCCAAUUUAAAAUUCUAUAAUUGUUAUAGUAAAACAAAUGUUUUUAAAAAUAUGUAUAAUGCCAAUAAUAUUCUUAAUAUAUUUUUAAAACAAAAUUCAAUAUUAAAUUUGGAAAAAUAUUCAAAUAUAAAUAAUAUUACUAAAGUUAAAAGACCCCAAGGAAUAUACACAAAAAAUAAUAUAGUAAAUAAUAAUCAAAUAAUUUUUAAUUUUUUUAAAGAAAUUUGCUACACAUUUGAAUAUUACAAUGUUUAUAAAAACAACUUUAAUAAAUUUUUUAAAAAUAAAAAUAUUUUUCGACUAAAAAUUUGGAGAUUAAUUGCUUGUUAUAAUUACCUAAAUUAUUUGAAAAUAUUUUUUCAAUUUUUUUUUCUUGUUUAUUAUUCUUUUUGUUCUAAAUAUAACGUUAUUCAAGUUUAUUUGGAACAUUUGCGAAUCAUUUCAGAAUGGCAAACAAUCCAAUUAUCACAUCAUGAAACACCCCAAACAAACAAAACAAACGAAAUAAACAAAGACAAAUAUUAUUUGUAUAGUGAUGGGAAUAACUACUCGCAAAGUAGCUUUGAUGAAGAAAGUUGUAUUGUUAACAGAAUCGACAAUUUAUUCCACAUUUCAAGCCAAUUUAAUUCUUAUAAAAAUGAUGUAGAAAAUAUUAUUGAACAAUUUAAAAAACGGGGGAAUAUGGCUAUUGUAUUACAUUCAUAUAUUAAUUAUUUUUAUAUAAAUAAAUUUAACUAUAAUUAUUUUAUUCUAAACUUAUCAUAUAUAUCAGAGGAAGAUAACCAAGCCGUUUCGGAAAAUCGAGUAAAAAAUAGUAAUGAUAAAAUCAGUCAUAUAAAUUGUGAAAACCAAAUGGAUGUACAAACAAAAAAAAAAAAAAAAAAAAAUACAGAGCUUUUUAACGAAAUUGCAAUGUCUUGUAGUAACUAUCAAAUCAAAGGAUUGUAUGCUUUUAGUUCCAAAAUAAUUCAUAAAAAAAAAUAUUAUUGUGGAAAAAAAAAUGAUUUAAAAAGCAAACUAAUUUUUUCAGCUAAUUAUUGUUUCAAAAAAAAAUCGAAACUUAUAUUGGAUAAUCAUAAAAAAAAGAAAAAAACUAUUAUAAAUUUGCCGCGUGUAUAUAGUCCAAUAUAUUUUAAUGUAAAACUGUUAAAAUAUUUUAUGUUUGUUCAUUAUUAUUCUUCUUCUAAUUAUAAUAAUUUAGCGAAUGUAAAAAAAAAAAUUGGAAUAAUUGAUAUGGGAAAAAAUAAAGAUUUGGUAGAAAUACAAAAUGCAAAUAAUAUUCAUAAAUCAAAUAAAGCUAUUACUUUUUAUAAUAUUCAAUUUUAUCUCAAAAAAAUUAUUGGAAUGCAUAACGGGUGUAAUAUUAACACAUUUUUCAAUGAACUAUAUAUGUCUUAUAUUUAUAGUUGUCAUUAUUACAAAAAAUUUAAUUUGAAUUUCCAAAGGGAUAUAAAAACACUUUUUUAUAAUACUACAAACUCAAUUAAUAAUUGUAAUAAUAAUAAUAAUGAUAACAAUGAAAAAAAGGCAAGUAAUAUAAAAUCAGAAAAAAUUCAAUUUUUGCAUGAAUAUAAUUCAUUUGAAAAUAUUUUAAAAGAAAAAAAAAAAAUUAAAUUAAUCGAUGAAAAAAUACACAAUGAAAUAAAUCAUCAUUAUCAACUAGCUAAUAAAUAUAUGUCUAUUGAUAGCUUCCAAAAAAAAUAUUAUCAUGAAAUGAAAUAUUUUCAAGAAAAAGAUCAAAAAAUUAAAAAUUAUUUUAAAAAAAAUACUAAACUAUGUAAUAUUUCAAAUAAAAAUGACCAUAGUACUAAGAUAGUUGAGUUCAUUGAAAAUGUCAAAUUAAUUAAUAAAAAACAAGUAUAUAAAUGGGAACAUAAAAAUGUUGAAAAUUUUAAUUCAUUAUAUGAUAAACUUGAAAAUAAAAUGAAUUAUCACGAUUAUUGUGAUCCUCUACGUAGAAAAAUAUUUGCCUAA
This is a messenger RNA of Plasmodium berghei ANKA, 3828 nucleotides long. RefSeq names its product inositol 5-phosphatase, putative. Gene Ontology annotation, molecular function: phosphatidylinositol-3,5-bisphosphate 5-phosphatase activity. The coding region runs from base 1 to 3828 and encodes 1275 amino acids. The transcript has a single exon. The record is from RefSeq and is a predicted model, not a curated record. NCBI's taxonomy places the organism in Eukaryota, Apicomplexa, Aconoidasida, Haemosporida, Plasmodiidae. Gene Ontology annotation, biological process: phosphatidylinositol dephosphorylation. Gene Ontology annotation, cellular component: intracellular membrane-bounded organelle.